Molecule: messenger RNA, 1440 nt
Organism: Sugiyamaella lignohabitans
Lineage: Eukaryota; Fungi; Ascomycota; Dipodascomycetes; Dipodascales; Trichomonascaceae
Gene: PKP1
Product: protein kinase PKP1
Exons: 1
Coding region: 1-1440 (479 amino acids)
Biological process (GO): protein phosphorylation; regulation of glucose metabolic process
Cellular component (GO): mitochondrion
Molecular function (GO): pyruvate dehydrogenase (acetyl-transferring) kinase activity
Source: RefSeq, a predicted model, not a curated record
AUGAAGCCAUCUCAAUUGUUACGGUUUUACAAAGCCGGUUCGACAUCUGGUUGGCGACUCACGCCUGAGAUGGUGAAAAAAAUCUCACAUUAUGCCCAAUUUCCUGCAACUGGAGUUAGUCUGAGGCAAAUGGUACAGUUUGGAGAUAACCCAUCAGCUGGUAAUCUGUUUCGUGCCUCACAAUUUAUUGUUGAAGAGCUACCGAUCCGGCUUGCUCAUCGUGUGAAGGAUUUAGAAGCAUUACCAAAUGGGCUUAGUGAAAUGCCAUCUAUUCAGAGAGUAAGAGAUUGGUACUCACAGUCGUUUGAGGAACUGACUGCCAUACCCAUUCCAAAACUGAGUAAGGAAAUAAAAGAUGCUUUAUAUCAUCAUCAGGGUAAAGAAAAUAUUAAGAUGGUUUUACCUCUGAGCAAUAAUGGUGAAAGUAACGGACAUGGAAAUGGUAAUGGCAAUGGAAAAUCAAAAGGAAAGAGUGUUAUGGCAUUAAAAUCGGAACCCGGUCAACAGGGUCAGAUCAACCCAUCGCUUGAAGACUGGAAAGCAGAAGGAUUCCAGGAAGAUAUCAAAACAUCUCAUGGUCACAGAAGGUACUUUGCUAGUGUAGACCCUAACAUUGUGCAAUGGCCAAUUGAAAUUGAAAAUUAUAACGAACAAGUUACAAAAGCUCUGCAAAAAAUUAAGACUCGUCACGAUGGUGUUGUAUCCACUGUGGCCCAGGGUGUUCUAGAGUGGAAGGAAUCACGACCAAACAUUGAUGUGGACUAUUCUCUACAGACUUUCCUUGAUAGAUUCUAUAUGUCACGUAUUGGAAUUCGUAUGCUUAUUGGUCAACAUAUUGCAUUGAAUCUGGAUCGAGGUAUUAGACCAGAUUAUGUGGGUAUAAUUUGUACUGAUACAAAUAUCCGCGAUAUUGCUCAAAGUGCAGUUGACAAUGCACGAUUCAUUUGUGAAGAUUGGUAUGGUCUGUAUGAAGCACCACAAGUUGAUAUCGUCUGUAACCCUGAUAUCAGCUUCAUGUACGUACCUGGCCAUCUUAGUCAUAUGAUUUUUGAGGUAGUCAAGAACUCUCUUCGUGCUGUUGUUGAACUAUAUGGUGUUGAUUCUGAUAGUUAUCCUCCCGUUAAAGUCAUUGUUGCUCAAGGACAACAAGACAUUACAAUCAAGAUUUCCGAUGAGGGUGGUGGUAUCCCUCGGAGUGAAGUGCCAUAUGUUUGGACAUACAUGUACACAACUGCGAAGAAUACCCCGCAUCUUGAUCUUGAUCUGUCCAAAUCCGAUUUUAAAGCACCUUUGGCUGGCUUUGGAUAUGGUUUACCAAUUUCGAGACUCUAUUCGCGCUAUUUUGGAGGUGACCUCAAACUUAUCUCUAUGGAGGGUUACGGAACCGAUGUUUACCUGCAUUUGAAUAGACUCAGUAGCUCAUCUGAACCUCUGCCUUGA